Messenger RNA from Cooperia oncophora, 312 nucleotides. NCBI's taxonomy places the organism in Eukaryota, Metazoa, Nematoda, Chromadorea, Rhabditida, Trichostrongylidae. The record is from the annotation of a GenBank genome assembly.
AUGCUAUUCAGUAGUCCCGUGCUCCCGUCCACUUCACAGAUUGAUUUUGUGGAAUACGGUGGAGCCGAAGACGAAUUUCUGCGACAAGACGUCCAGCCUGCAAGCCGUUGGGAGGAAAGAUGUCUAACUGUUGAGCAGACGCCGUUUAUCGGUGCCGCUUCUGAAGUUCCAGAGUUUCAUGAUGUUCAAGCAGCACAGAACGAGGAAUUUCACGAGCCUGGAACAUCAACUAGUUUACUCAUCAGUACCCCUCACACCAAAACGUCCAGGACGUGGUUUGCAAAACAGGUCAGUUAUUAUUGUUAUUCGUAG